UGCGUAAACAACAUCUCUUGUUUCUCUCUUCCAGUAACUGUGACUGUGGGAGGACAACAGCACUUGCUGGGACUUUAUGACACUGCAGGGCAGGAGGACUACAACCAGCUGAGACCCCUGUCCUACCCCAACACGGAUGUGUUCUUGAUCUGCUUCUCGGUGGUGAACCCCGCCUCGUACCACAACGUCCAGGAGGAGUGGGUGCCCGAGCUGAAAGUCUGCAUGCCCAACGUGCCUUACGUCCUCAUAGGAACACAGAUUGAUCUCCGGGAUGAUCCCAAAACUUUGGCUCGGCUGCUUUACAUGAAGGAGAAACCACUCACCUAUGAGCACGGAGUGAAGCUAGCAAAGGAGAUCGGAGCACAGUGCUAUCUGGAGUGCUCGGCUCUCACACAGAAAGGCCUUAAGACUGUCUUUGAUGAGGCAAUCCUGACCAUUUUCCACCCCAAGAAGAAGAAGAAGCGUUGUGCAAAGUGCCACAGCUGCUGCACCCUUGUGUGAAGUCACUUGGAAAGAAAACCAAGAUGAGUCCAAUGAAACCAAGCAGGUUAGAAAGGCAAUGAAGGUCACAUGCAACUGAAAUGGGGAACAUGACCAGAAAGGGGUCCUUCUUACCCAAAUAUAGGAGCCCUCUGUUCUGUGAAACCUCCAAGCUGUAUCACAGUAGGCCAACUCAUGUCUAUGUGCUUUCCUAAUCCUCCAGAGUUGUAUGCAGCCUGUUCCCACUACUGCAGACUGCACUGAGCCAACAGAAACCAGGAUGCCUGCUCCUGCUUGACUCUUCACCUUAGGAAUAAGGUGAAGGUGAUGUGUGG
Phaethon lepturus (White-tailed tropicbird) is the source of this 815-nucleotide messenger RNA. RefSeq names its product ras homolog family member J (gene RHOJ). Gene Ontology annotation, biological process: small GTPase-mediated signal transduction. Lineage: Eukaryota; Metazoa; Chordata; Aves; Phaethontiformes; Phaethontidae. The transcript has 4 exons. The record is from RefSeq and is a predicted model, not a curated record. The annotation marks the transcript as partial. Gene Ontology annotation, molecular function: GTPase activity; GTP binding.